ACGUUGCCCUAAAUCGAGAGACUUCUAUUGAGGCACGCUCUCUUCUCUCUCUCACACACACUUGUGGUGGGGCGAGUGUCUGUGUCUGUGUCGUUCAUAUUUCCUCUUCUCCAAGGAACCAGGAACCAAACUACUUCUACGUUUUUCAAUACCAUUAACUGAUAUGAAUAAAACAAUAAAAUAAACAAAAAAAAAACCUAGCAAUAAACCUAAUCAUGAGUGUUUUGCUUUCUACUCGUACAGCCCCCAGCAUCUAAAUCGAAGGCCAGGAUCAUCUUAAGGUUGAUUCCUUCUUUGAUUCGAGCUGGAAGAUUUUAUUUGGGAAAAGGAGAAAUUUGUAAAGAGAGGAUGGCAGGGGAACUGAAGCACUCUGAAAAUCCAUGGAUGACUGUGGCCCAGCAGUCGUCGAGGAUGGAGGAGUUUGAUGAAAAUGUUUCUUUGAUGUCUGGGUCAAUGAUGGUUGUUGGUGGAAUUGAAGCCUCUGAAAUUUCACAGACUCGGAGUCACCAUUCGGAUGCCUCUUCAGGUGGCAAAUUGGGGUUGCCAGAGCGUGCAUUUUCUGCAGCUGGUGCAGCAUUUCUAUCUGCCGUUUUGGUCAACCCACUUGAUGUGGUUAAGACAAGACUGCAAGCACAAGCUGCUGGAGUCCCUUACUCACAUCCAUUGAGUAAUGUUACUAGUCGCAUGGCGUUAUUUGGACCACACAUGAUGUUUGCUGAUCUGAGGUGUUCUCCCUCUUGCACACGUGCUGGGGUUCAUGGUACUGUAGCACUUUGCCCGCCUGAUUGUUUUCAUUAUAAGGGGACCCUGGAUGUUUUCUACAAAAUUAUUCGCCAGGAAGGGUUUUCUGCGCUCUGGAGAGGAACAAAUGCUGGCCUAGCGCUUGCUGUGCCAACUGUCGGUAUAUACUUGCCUUGCUAUGACAUUUUCCGCAACCAAUUAGAGGAAUUUACUGCACAGAACGCGCCAAGCUUAACACCUUAUGCUCCUUUAGUGGCUGGUUCACUGGCACGUUCUUUAGCUUGCACAAGUUGCUAUCCCAUUGAGCUUGCAAGAACACGCAUGCAGGCAUUUAAGCAUCUCCAUGGUGAUAAAAGGCCUCCCGGAGUCUUGAAGACUUUAAUUGAUAUUAUCUCCCAAGUGAAGAGUACAACCAGCUUGAGUAGCAGCUUACAAAGCUACCGUGUCUUGUGGACAGGCCUUGGGGCUCAGCUUGCUCGCGAUGUUCCUUUCUCUGCAAUCUGCUGGUCAACCCUUGAACCGGUAAGGAGGCGGCUUUUAGGUCUUGUUGGAGAUGAAGCCAAUGCAAUCAGUAUCCUGUGGGCAAAUUUUUCUGCUGGGUUUGUUGCUGGGGGCCUUGCUGCUGCUGCCACAUGUCCUCUUGAUGUUGCAAAGACUCGUAGGCAAAUUGAGAAAGAUCCGAGCAGGGCAUUGAAGAUGACAACAAGGCACACACUCCUACAGGUUUGGAGGGACGGAGGAAUUAAAGGCUUGUUCACUGGUGUUGGUCCCCGUGUUGGCCGUGCAGGUCCUUCAGUGGGGAUUGUGGUUUCAUUCUACGAAGUUGUAAAGCACAUUUUGCAUCAUCGAUAUGCUACUUCUUAAUCUGCCAGACAUCUUUCCCACUCUUUUUCUUAACUAAAAACCACAGCCGCUGACUAGAGCUAACUAAGGCUUUGGAGGUUGUAACAAAGCACACUUGAUGUCUAUAAAUAGGUUUAGAUUGCAGAAGUUUCAUGGUACAUUAUCUGCAAUCUUUUCUAGAUGUCAGGAAAUAAUUCCUCUUCUCAUUUAUUUUUGGACUUUUGAUUAUUAGGUUAGUUGUCGCAUGAGUCCAUUAUUGAGAAGAGAUUUUGUGGAAUUUUUUUCAUUUUGAUCAGUAAGCAAUUUUUGCUGAGUAUAUCUCAGUUUUGUUUGAAGCACCUUACUCCAGUUUUGCCUUGUGAGUUGCUGCAGCUUUAUCUGCAACUUUUAUUUUGCCCUUUCCAGGUAUACUAGAUGUGGAAAUUUUUGUUGUAUUAAAAUUUCAAAUUCCUCCUGCAUAGAUCACCAAGCAA
Molecule: messenger RNA, 2057 nt
Organism: Sesamum indicum (sesame)
Lineage: Eukaryota; Viridiplantae; Streptophyta; Magnoliopsida; Lamiales; Pedaliaceae
Product: manganese tracking factor for mitochondrial SOD2
Biological process (GO): mitochondrial transmembrane transport
Cellular component (GO): mitochondrion
Source: RefSeq, a predicted model, not a curated record